Meloidogyne enterolobii is the source of this 1161-nucleotide messenger RNA. The record is from the annotation of a GenBank genome assembly. Lineage: Eukaryota; Metazoa; Nematoda; Chromadorea; Rhabditida; Meloidogynidae.
UACAAGAUUUGUUUGGAUUUAAGAGAACUUAAAUAAAAGGGAAAAAUAGAGGGAAUCUGACAACGCCUACACCGAUGGUUGGAUGGACUUGGAAUUGAAUCGACUUUCACCAGGAAUUUAUUUUUAUAACAUUGAGUCUUGAAGUUAUUCUUUAAUUUUUUUUCGUUUUAAAUUUUAGUGAAAUUUAAAAAAAAUUUUUGUUGAAUGCGUCACGCAGUUGUAAAAACACAAUUACACAAAGCAGUUAAAUCUGCAUCAGAAAAAGCUUUGGAUAUUAUUGAAGCAGCACCAAGAAUUCGAUUAAAUAAUUUGAGAGACAAUCCGGGGGCUAGAACUGAGGGAAGACAAGUAAAUGCUCAAGCACACAAUCAAGCUGGACAUACAAUUGGAGAAUUACAACACGCAGCAAAACCCCCAGCAGGAUGGGUUUGGGGGGACUUUUUUAGACCGUGGCACAGAAUGUUUCCUGGAGAUAAACAAUUUAAUGGGGAUAUUAACCUUCGUCGCGAAUAUAUUCCACUCUCUUUAAUUGAACUUCAACGAAUUAUUGAUUUGGGAUGGUUAGAUACAACCAGACUUAUUGAUGUUUGUGCUCUUUGUGCAACUCGGUUAUUUGAUGAAAAAUUUGUUCCUAGUGAAUUGAGGCAAUUUGGAAUUGAUUUAACUGAUGAGGGAGAAGAAGUAUUUUCUACUCCAAUAAAUUUGGAAGUUCAAUGGGCAUCACUCACAGCAAUUGCGGCUAUUGAAAGGGCUGGUGGACGUAUAAGAACAGCUUAUUACGAUUUGGAAAGUUUGAAGGCUGCAGAAAACCCACAGGCUUGGUUUCGUGCUGGUAAACCAAUCCCGAGGCGUAUGCACCCUCCACAUUCGUUAUAUGCUUAUUAUAGUGAUCCUGAUUAUAGAGGUUAUUUAGCCAAUCCAGAAGAAAUUGAAAAAUCAAAAAUUAAAUUAUCAGAAAUACUUGAAUAUAAUUUAAAUAAAGAAGAAGAAAACCAACAAAAAUAUGUUAUCGAAGAUAAAUCUCCAAAUCAAGUAUUUUUGGGUUUACAACCUGGACAAUUAAUUAGUUUAGAAGAUAAAAAAGUUUUUGAACCAACAAAUGAAAUGCUUAUUAAUUAUUAUAAAGGGGUUGAUGGGCCGUUGUCUGAUAAUGUUAGAUAG